AUGAUGCUGAUUACGAAGAUUAAACUGGACAAUCAGAAGAUCGUCGCCUACAAGGGUGUUAACUUUAGCAACAACCCGUUCCCGAAGCUCACUGACAAUGUGUUCCCUGAUACAGCCACCAAACACGCGGUGCUGUGCUGCAAUGCGCGAUACUUACCCCUAGCAAAUAUGCAUCUGUUGCUCAAAAAGCUCAUCAAGACCAAACAUGUUGACAUCCACGAAGUCAUGGUAAAGAUCAAGACAGCAUCACGGACCGUUCUUGUCCUCGCAAAUGACGGUACAGAUAGCGAGAAUUGGCCUGAGCACAAUAUUUCACUGUUACGAAUUACCGCCAAUGGGAGCCGAAAGCAAUGGUACAUCAACCUAUCCGGUGCUGAGCUCGGGCUCACGCAAGCAUUCUUUACCGCCGCCGACUUCGAAUCCAAGCACAUGCAGUCGCUUUGUGCAGUCUUCGAGUUCGGGAAAUGUAGAGAAUACAUCUGGACUUGCUCAACUAUGCCAGGCUGGUUUGCGCACACAGAGCGCAUCGGCCUUCAGGCCUCAUCACGAAUGGAAACAGCACUACUGACCUUCUUGCAGCAGCCUGGGAAUGACUUGAGCAAUCUUCGUAAGAGGAGCAUCGCAGGCUCGACGAGCUGGACACAACCGUUGGUUGAGGCUUUGUCUCAGGCUCUUCAUGGGUACAUCUCCAACUACAAUGUCGGUGGACUCAUGUCUCAGAUUAUCCAUGAGCCCGUGAGUCUGACGCAAGAAAUGACGAGGAGGCAUUUUGAUCACGCUAGCAUUCUUGGCGAUGCUAUGACGGACGAGGAGAAAGCGAACCGCCCUAACGUAGCUUUGGAUCUGGCGAGUUCAGAGAUCUCAUCGCGCCAUUACUGUGGCAAGGCCUGCCAGGUGAAGGAUUGGCCGACUCACAAGAAAGCAUGCAAAGACGUCCAGAACGCGAACCUCGAGAAGAAGCUUGCGCGUGUAGCCGAGAUCGUUCAGCAGGCCUACUACGACUUCCGCGAGAACACCUGGGUUCAACCUGUGAUCAAGAUCCACGAUCGCAACGACGCUCUAGUCAUUUACGACGAGUCCAAGAGCGAGAAGAAGAAGUUCUUCGUCGACUUCCCGCAUCAUCUUGUCACAAAUGUUCGUUCUAAGAAGGCACUGCUUUGCGCAUGGUCAUGCAAUGAACCGACGGCUUUGUUACAUGAUACUCUUGUUGGUCUGCUCCAAGGACUGAACAUCAAGGUCGAAGAGCUUCUCGUCACGCUAGGCACUGUUCCACGAAAGAUCAUCUUCUACGAUAGACUUGGCAAAAUUGACAACCUGACCUGGCCCUAUUGCGACCACAAGAUCAUCCGCGUUACCGCGACAAAGACUAAGAAGCAGUGGAUCAUGGACAUCACCGGCGCUCAAUUUGGGAUCUAUCAAACCUUCUGGAGUUGGGAAGAAUAUACAAACAAGUAUUCUACGAAGACGCACGACGUGGAACCUAUCGGCGAGAACAAAGCCAUGUUCGAGAGGCUUGCCAAGAACCCCGGUAAUCCAGGCCUGGAACACAGACUGAUGAGAAUGGUAGCAGACCAUCUUGACGAAGUCGUGCGCGGGUGGAAAGCUGAAAGCGGCUUGUCACUGGCGGCUCUCCUUGACCUCAACAAAGAGACCUAUGAGCAGGCUAGUUCAAAGCUACUGGAAACUAUGAACGUCGCGAUCCGCGCCCACGUCAAGACUCAUGACUACAGAGUGGAGUUCCAGGCUGCCCAAGCUUACGAACGCGAGCAUCACGGUGAAGGCUACAGGGUCGACCUCUAA
This is a messenger RNA of Alternaria hordeiaustralica, 1800 nucleotides long. RefSeq lists its product as uncharacterized. The record is from RefSeq and is a predicted model, not a curated record. The transcript has 5 exons. Lineage: Eukaryota; Fungi; Ascomycota; Dothideomycetes; Pleosporales; Pleosporaceae. The coding region runs from base 1 to 1800 and encodes 599 amino acids.